GGGGGAUUGUGGGAGAUUACGCGAGCUCCGCGCUGUUUGUUAUACACUGCAAAGCACCGCAGGAUGUUUGCUGAGCGACAGUCACCACUGGGACGAGGAGAAAGAGCGGGUGAGGGGGACCUUAAACUUGGCUGAGGAGAAAGGCGAGAGCGGCGCGUUAUUCUCGAGCACCUCGGGGAGGAGGAUCCAAGGAGAAGAUAAGGAUUAGGCGGCAAAUGUUGCGGGUUCGCACUGACGGGAUGCAACUUCGAAAGAGAACAUUCGCUGUGAAGUUGGAGUUUGACGCCGUCGCAAAGCAGUUUAAAUUGGAUUUGUGGUUCUGAUGUUUGGAUUUUUUUUUUUUUUUUUUUUUUUUUGGAGGAGCUUAACUAAGUGAGCCAAACUGCUUGCUUCUGGGGAAGUGGUAUGAACUUUUUCCCUUUCUGCUUUCAAAUUUGUAGACUUCACAAGUCAGUAGUCGUGACAAUGCUCGACUUUAAAUCCUACAGUAGCAACUAAGAAGAAACAUCUUUUUUUCAGGGAGAGUUUGAGGGAUUAGAAACCCCGAAGACUAUCAGAAAUAUGACCUGUGGAAAAAAUCCAAGCCCUUUCCUGCUGCUGCUCUGUCUCCUCCAUCGCUCUGAGGAGUCCUGCCCAUCUGUGUGCCUCUGUAUAUCUGACUCAGCCAGCUGUAGCUCCAGUGGUCUGACUAAACUACCUCUGCUCCUGCCCUCCUUCUCCGUUACCCUCGACCUCAGCCACAACCAUCUGUCCUGGCUGGGUCCAGGCAGCUUCUACAGGAUGCCCAGACUGGAAAACCUCCGGAUGGCCCACAAUCAGAUCGGCUCUCUGAGUCAUGGCGUGUUUCACAACGCCUCCGGCCUCAGGCACCUUGACCUGUCCUCCAACAAGCUCCAUGUGGUGGAGCAGCACUACUUCCAAGGGCUUUGGAGGCUGGAGGAGCUUCUUCUCUUCAACAAUAAGAUCGCACAGGUGGAGCCCGGCACGAUGAGAGGUCUGAGCAGCUUAAAAAAGGUCUACUUCAGCCUCAACCAGAUCACGCACUUCCCGUUCUUUUCCAUCCAAGACCACACUCAUCCAUUCCUGGCCAUGCUGGACCUCUCGUCCAACCGAAUGUCCCGCCUGCCGUGGGAGGACGUGAAGGCGUUGCCCGGGCUGGUUCAGCGAGGGCUGUAUCUACACAACAACUCUCUGAUCUGCGACUGCUCCAUGUACAGCGUGUUCUGGCACUGGGAUCUCAGGGGUUACGACUCAAUAAGGGACUUCACGGAUGAGCACACCUGCAGCGUUACCGGGGACCCGCGAGCGUCUAUUCGGUUCCUGCGACACAACCGCUUCUUCCGCAACUGCACCGUAGAGGAAGCGGUCUCGGAGCCCGUGACAGUUCUGCUCUCCAGCGUGUUGGUUCCAGAGAGAGAGACGGUGCGUCUAGACUGCCAGACAUCCCUGAACAGCACAGACCUCUCAUUUACAUGGCUCUCUCCCAGCAAGGGGUACAUCACCCAGGCAAACGCAAAUGACACACUAAUCAGUCUAUUUCCUAAUGGCACCUUGGAGAUCCAGGAAGCUAGGGUCAACGACUCAGGUCUGUAUGUGUGCACAGCUGUCGAUAUUAAACAAUCACUGAAUGCAACUCGGGAGGUAAACGUGACGGUGCUGCUGCCUGCGGCCGAGUCGUUCAACACCGGCUACACAACACUGCUAGGCUGUGUAGUGACUCUGGUCCUCAUCCUCAUGUACCUUUACCUGACUCCGUGUCGCUGCAGCUGCUGCAAACAGCCAAAACCUCCAGUCAUCCCCAUCGCAACCUACGACCCCAGCACCCUCACAUCGGUUUUCUGUCCCUCCACAAGAGACCAGUGUAAAAUCCCCACCGACCGGCAUGUAGCAUUCAUUGAGCCAAUGACAAAUGAAGAAGGAAUAGAAUGGACGCCUGUAAGCUGAUGCUGAGCAAAGUUCUAUCUUUUUUUCAAAUGGAAACAGAAGACCUCUGAGAAAAGGAAGAUCCCUUACUCAGGAACUAGUAGCAAGAUGUUAUUUAGGUGUUAACACCGUCAAAGGAUAAAAGAACUUAAUGUUUCUUUCUUGACAGCCGUCUGCAGCAGAACGGCGUCCUGAACAAAAAGAAAAAAGGUAAUAUCUGCUGUUCCAGUCUUGCUCCCUUCUGUCAUAUGGCCAGUAGCGAAAAUUAGUUUCCACAGUGGUUUAUUACCCUCAGUGUACUGACACUGCCAAAUCACAGCAGAGCCGUUAUGGACCCUAUUAACUUUUCUGUGUACUCAGGUACACUAAUGUGCGAUCAGAGAAUGAAUCCGGCUGACAAAGUGUUUGACGCCAAUUCAAGUUCCCACAAAAAUGGCGAAAGUGUGCAAGGACCAUCCUGCACUGCAGGAAGGAAUUUUCGCUAAUGUAUCUUUGAUACAGCACCUUUGAAUUCUUUCCACCUCCUGAAUACGCCUGUUCCCCAUUUUCCUAAUCAGUGCUCAUAGAUCAGCGGUACACUACGCUGAUGUACUUUGAAGGCGAUUGUUCUCGUAUUAUUGCUGCGCAUAAGCUAUAGCUUUCAGCAAACAUUUAAAAAUCUUAUCUAACAGAAAACAGAGGCGCAUCCCCACAGUGAUCCAUCAUACAUAUACAUAUCUGAUACAAACCUGUUGCAUUAAUCUGAGCUCUGCUUAUCUGGCAAACAGUGAAAGUACAGAAAUCGGGAGUGUCAACAAACCGAAAACACACUGAAAUUGGACGGCUCUUCAAAGACGGCGCCGCUUUGAUCAAACACAGCAGAGCACUUUGAACGCUGCAGAACAAACACAACCACUAAAUUUGAACUGAAGUGACAAAUUCUUCAAGCAGCUUUGACGCGAACCCCAAAGGGGAUCUUACUUUGUAUAGCUUUGUUUGUAUUUCAGCACUAACAUGCUUCAAAUGGCAGAAUUAUACACCGAAACAACAGAGAUGAAAGAUGCUGAAGAAGGAGCUGCAUGCAGCGUCAUGGAGGAACAUAAGUGUGUGGGAUGAGAACAUGAAGUUGACGACACGAAAGACCAAAGACAGCAUAUGGGUGGUCGAGGUUCAAGGCGUAUUUAAAGCCUAGUGAGACAGACAGUAUCCUCAAAAGAAACAAAUGAAUUUCUUAGAGUCCACGCAUCUACAGUGUUUUAAAAUUGGACCUUAAUCUUAAUGCAAACAUUUGAUGGGGCUAAAGAUUGCAUCAAGAUUGAAAAGGAUUAAAUGUAAUCCCUCAUAUAAUGUCAGAGCCAAGUCGUCAGUAACUCCACAUCUCAAAAAACAGAGCAUGUCGCUGGAGCAGGGGCCUUUGAUUAUUUCUAAAUCCUUAAUUAAAACUUGACUCCUUUAAAGCCAGAGGAGACCAAUAUUGUUUUGCGACCUGAAUUCAAAUUUGCACACAGAAAAAGGGGCAGAAAACUGAAAGCAAAUGGGCAACCGUGCAUGAAACUGCAGCAAGCUGCGUCUCCAACAGCAAUGAGUUCCAGGACUAUUAAACUCUCAGGGAUUAAGUGAGAAUCUGAUGGACCAAAAGGGCUCCGUAUUGUAAAGAACCACUACAUAUAAUCCCGCUAUUACUGACCUGCAGUAUUUAGCGAAGUUAAGCAAAGGUGAGCAGCAUUUAAAAUCCUACGAUUACACAACAUGCUGCCAUGUGCCCGUGUGAUGUAACGUAGCCAUGUUUUUCAGAGAGAGUGCGCUAGAGACAUUAAAUGGUGUGACAGGUUGGGGUUAGGUUUUAGCAGAUUACCACAGGGAUAAAAACCAGGUGCUUUGUCAAUUUCAGUGUUUUUAAAUCCCUCUAAUCUGGUGCCACUCUCUGACAGAGUGCACACACAGCUGGUUUGGGAUGUAUUGUUUCUGAUAUGAUUAUCAGACAGGUUCAAACAUUGAGGACAUGAUCCACGCAUUUCGUGAGGCUUUUUAUUUCCCGAAAAAGGUCCACAGGUGACCGUGGUUAUGUAAGCUCGCUGCUGAUUUAGGGAAUCAGUGUAGGCAGCAUGUCAGAGUUAGGAUGAGAGAAGUUAGCAUCCUGCUGCCAUUUGGCAUCCAGCUUUUUAUUUUAACCCUGUGACAGCAAGUAAGUACUUCACCGAUAAUGAGAGGCCUCAACAGUGCAUUUUGAAAAUAUAUAUAUAUAUAUAUAUAUAUAUAUAUAUAUAUAUAUAUAUA
Messenger RNA from Mugil cephalus (flathead mullet), 4179 nucleotides. Its product is annotated as amphoterin-induced protein 3. The record is from RefSeq and is a predicted model, not a curated record. Gene Ontology annotation, molecular function: protein binding. NCBI's taxonomy places the organism in Eukaryota, Metazoa, Chordata, Actinopteri, Mugiliformes, Mugilidae. The transcript is spliced from 2 exons. Bases 562 to 1944 code for a protein of 460 amino acids.